Dentiscutata erythropus is the source of this 1251-nucleotide messenger RNA. NCBI's taxonomy places the organism in Eukaryota, Fungi, Glomeromycota, Glomeromycetes, Diversisporales, Gigasporaceae. The record is from the annotation of a GenBank genome assembly.
AUGUCAAAUUCUUUUGAAUAUAAUCUUCUUAAUGCGGCCCUUAAUUUAGUAAUGGUUGAUAGAAAUUUUGUGACGGAAAAGGAAUUUAAAGAUAGAAAAACACGUUAUGAAAUUGGUAAUGUAGUCUAUGAGAACAUCGAGAUAAAUUCAUUUCAUCAAUACAAUCUUGUUGGUUGUAGGGCACCUUCCAAACAUGUGAAUAAUAAGGUUAAAAUAGAUAUGAAAAUUUUUUUGAAAACGCUUUCUGGUGAAUCUUAUAUACUCUAUUGCAAAGGAAGUCAUACCAUUGAUAGAUUAAAGCGGAAAAUUUCAGAAAAGAAAGGAAUACCCCCAGACCGGCAAAAAUUAAUUUUUAAUGGUUGCGAAUUAAAAGAUGGAUUAACACUUGCUGACUAUAAUAUUUCAAAUAAUUCAAUAAUUUAUUUUGUACGCCAUAUUAAAGGUGAAGAAAGUGUAAUCAGUUGUCUUAAUUCUAAUGAUUUGGAUCAAGCUUACAAUCGAGACUUUACAAAUGUUAAUGAUGAAGGAAAAAUAUUUACUAGAGGAGGAUUUCGAUAUUUAAGACCAUGUGGAUGGAAUCGUAUUGCUUUAAAAGUCAGUAAAAAAUAUGAUAAUGGUGAUGAUAGAUGGCUUGGUACAGAUAAAUGUUCUUGGCCAGUGUCUUAUCAUGGUACAGCUAGGAGAAAUGCAAAAUCGAUUUCUGAGGAUGGGUAUUUAUUAAGUAAAGGGCAACGUUUUGCUUUUGGGUAUGGCAUUUAUACAACACCUGAUAUAGAAGUAGCUAGAAGAUACGCACAAGAAUUUACAUAUGAAGGGAAAAGAUAUGUCUUGGUCUUUCAAAAUCGAGUAAAUCCUGUAGAUUUGCAGAGAAUUGAUAUGAAAAAAACUGGACGUGGUGAAUAUUGGAUUUCUAAACGAGGAGAAGAUGUCAGACCAUAUGGGAUCUGUUUCAAAGAAAUAGAAAAUGAUUUAACAAAAAACUUAUUUACUAUUCCACGAAUAAGAUCCAAACGAAAAUAUCCAACAAUCAAUUUGCCGCAAACUACUACUUCUUUACUACCUUCAAUUCCUUUACCAACUAUUUUCCCACCAACUAUUAUUCCGUCAACUAUUAUCCCGUCAACUAUUAUCCCACCUACUGUUAUUCCGCCACCAAAUAUUAUUCCGCAAAAUAUUAUUCCACAAAAUAUUAUUCCACCAACUAUUAUUCCGCCACCAAAUAUUAUUCCGCCAAUUAUUAUUCCACCUACU